This is a messenger RNA of Mesorhabditis spiculigera, 1215 nucleotides long. The record is from the annotation of a GenBank genome assembly. Lineage: Eukaryota; Metazoa; Nematoda; Chromadorea; Rhabditida; Rhabditidae.
AUGACACACUUCGACAUCCCUGGAGAGCAGACACUCGUCGGCGGCCAAUGUAUUUCGAAGGACCCAUUCGGAAAAUGGCGCACCGUCAACAUACUUGCCGCGCGGGUUAGCGAAAAUGCGCCCAACACCGAGAUAUUCAUCCAUUUUCGUGGAUUCGAUAAGAAAUGGGACCGGUGGACCGAUAUUGGGCACGUGAGAAAAUUGCAGCUCCCACGGGACGCGUCUGAAAACGCAGAUGGCGAUGAGGAGAAAACGAGGCGCCUCCGACGCUUGGAGGACGAGCAACUUGAGGACAGCGACGAAGUCGAACUCAAAAUAAAAAACCAGCACGAGCAGAGAACCAAAAUCAAAAAUAUCACCCAUGUGCAAUUUGGUGAAUGGGAGCUGGAGACGUGGUAUUAUUCUCCGUACCCGGAACGGAUGCAGUUGGAUAAGCAAUUGUAUGUGUGCGACAUGUGUUUUUACUACACAAAUGAGCGCAAAAAUAUGAAAGCACAUUUGCACGGAUGUAACUUAUCCCAGCCGCCUGGCCGCCGAAUAUAUCUACAGCGAGGUGUCGCGAUUUAUGAGGUUAACGGCGGGUCUACCAAUGUUGAUGUGAAAACAUAUUCCCAAUGCCUGUGUCUCUUUUCAAAGCUGUUCAUGGACAACAAAACUAUCUAUUUCGACGUCGAGGAAUACUUUUUCUACGUCCUUUGCGAAAUGGAUAAGAACGGGUUCGCCAAGCCGGUCGGUUAUUUCUCGAAGCAGAAAAACGAGCCGCAUCACAACUUGUCUUGUCUGGUCGUCUUUCCGCCAUAUUCUAGACAAGGAUAUGGUUCGAUGUUGAUACAAUUGAGUUAUAUUUUGUCGCGACGGAACUGCUUGGUUGCCGGCCCGGAGAAGCCACUAUCAGAGUUAGGGACUGCCAGCUAUCAGCGCUAUUGGACUUGGGCUGUAGCCCGAGAAAUUGGCCGCCUCGAAAACAACGAAAUCAUCAACGUUGACGGCCUCAGCAAGCGAUUGGGGAUGAAUCUGGAGGAUGUCCAAGAUACCCUUGAACGUCUCCAACUCACCACUACGAAGGAGGGAACGUGCACCUUCACCUGGGCGAGGUUUGUCGAGCUGACCGGGCGAGUCGUCCGGCCGCCUAAACUUCAAAUCAACCCCCGCCACCUCGACGGGCUCGGACGAGCCCAAAAGCGGAAGCGAAAGAGGAUCGACUCUUUGCGUCGC